Babesia ovata is the source of this 762-nucleotide messenger RNA. RefSeq lists its product as uncharacterized. The coding region runs from base 1 to 762 and encodes 253 amino acids. The transcript has a single exon. Lineage: Eukaryota; Apicomplexa; Aconoidasida; Piroplasmida; Babesiidae. The record is from RefSeq and is a predicted model, not a curated record.
AUGAUAUUCGACACGUUGAAGGAGGCUCCUCGCAACCUCAAGGAGGGUAUUGACUGGUUGAUAGCCCUGAAGGAAGGCGAUGCUGUAGAGAAUGUAGUGGCUCUUGGUGCCGCACUUCACCGCCUGCUCUCGCGUUACCCGGUUGGCUUUACGGUGUUGCCAGCUCUGGAGAAUGUUAAACGUAUUUCUCAGAAGUUCUUGGAGCAGCCGGAGCUUAAGGACCAGCCGUUCGUAAGCAAGCUGCUUGGUAGGUUCAAAGCACCUUUGAAUAAAAAACCCGGCGUGCUCGCUAAGUACUUUGGAAAUAUAAUGGAAAGCGACUAUCAGAACGUCAUACAGACCAGACGUGCCAAGCCUGAAGUUGUAGCAGCGAACGUGGCUCAAGUUUUGUAUGGCACUGAAAAGUUCUUGGAGGAUAUAAAGGACCCUAAAUGGUAUAACCCUACUUACAGCGGAAGAGCGACGUGGGAUGCGUCGUGUGCCAAAGAUCCGGAAGCUUGCGCAGUGAUCCUCGUGGGUAUUGCGCCAAUGCUAUACACAGGCCUACGUUCGUUGAAGGAUGCAACCGAAAUUGCAAACAAGAAAAAGCCGAAGUCUAAGGAGGAGAAGCAUUUGGGAGAGAUACUGAAAGCUGUGGGUUACAAAGAGCCGGAAUGCCAAGGUGAUGUGAGUAGUGUAAAUCUCCUUAAGGCGUUGAGUGCCGUGGAUGAGCAAGUACUGGCCGUGCUCUAUGAUCUUGCUGGAUAUUGGGCUUUCUAUUAA